CCAAAUCGUAAAAAUGAAUGAAACAUUUUGUAAAAUUGUAUUUAAGGUGAGGCAUAAGGUAGUGUGGUAAGUUUAGAGUUAAGAAUAGAGUUAGGUUUAAAAUCACAUUUUAAGCAGAUAAAUUGUAGAAAUAGGCUAGGUUUAUGACUUUGUGGCUGUGGUAACUAGUGACUACCCUGAUGUCGUCAAUUUGUUGUGCUCACCACUUGUGUAAACAACCGUAACAAUCUGUUUAACAGUAGCUGCCUAUCUUCUGUUAAAUUGCAACGAAACCGUUUAUCAGGUGACAUACAGUUUACGUUAUCUUUAUCAGCAUACGACGGCACAGCUAGCCAGCUCAACAAUGAUUUCUAGGCUAGUUUUGUGUACUUUUGAUAACCGUAGACCUGUAUCAUAUCCUUUUUUUUAUGAUCGUGGUAGCGCUACGUUCAUCCACGAGCGCCUUUGUAUGUCAAGUGAGUAAGGGGCUUUGGUCAACUGAUGUCCACUCGUGAUUCUGCGAGGGUUCGAUCACUGGGAAAAGGAUACAACUUGCAUCAACAAGUCCUCGCCUCAUUCCCACUGUGUCAGCUGACAGAAGACCUGACCGAGAAUCCUCUAUUCUGCAAGCUCCCGGUAACGCUGUCACAGCGUGUGGACCGCCUCAGCCUUACUGUUACACUGAAGAGAGAGCUGGAGAAGACUAAGAGGGACCUGCAGACAGAGGCUUAAUGGGCUGUGUUCAGAGAGCCUGUACAGGCUACUGCAGGAGAUGAUCCAGGAGCACUGUGUCAGAAAGCAUCACUCCACUGUGCCUCCAGAGGACGACACUGUACAAUACAGAACAGUACUCAUUGCUCAUUGCUGAAUGGACUCUACUAUACAUAACUCUAGACUGCUCUAUUCUUGUUGUGUGUCUGGCAGAGCAACACAUAGUACACUUAGUACCAUAAUCCCUCUUUAAGGUUACACUUAUUAAUGCACAAAUAAUGUCUAUAGGCCUAGAUACAAGUAGAUCAUUGGUGAAGUAGUUUAACCACCCAAGUGAAUUUGAUUUCCAAAAGGUUACUUUUUGUUUACAUUGAUCAUCCAAAGUACUGUAUAAUGUUAGAAUAAACCUAAAUCUUGUUUCCCCCUGGCAGUUUUAUGAGACUGUGGAGCAGUGUCUGGUGGUGGCCCAGUGUGUCAGGUAGUUGGACCCUAGUGACACCACCAGCCAGGACCAACCUCCUGUCCUAGGAGUGAGUGUCCAACAGGUGCUGUAGCUGAUGCCACAAGAGGAGGAUAUAUGGAAAAUGAAACAAACUGCCCAGAGAAUUAGAAAAGCAUCUCUGGGAGACGUGUUUCAAGUCCUACUAUCAGCCUGAAUGGGAGGGUGAGAGUGAGGCUGAAGAACAUGAAGCUGUCUCGCUUGUCUGGCCCUCUGGAAAGCGAAAGGAUAAAGAGCAGAGAGUCUGAAGGGGAAGAGCCGUGAGUGCCGCCCUGCUGCAAAAGCAAACUCCCUGCUACCUCUCUGUAAGAGACUCUCAACACUUGGUUUGAUGUAUUCUUAGGUUUGUCUCACGUGUUGCGACCUUCACUCACGAUCGACGUGUUUUCUCCAGGAGCUGUUAGGAUGCAUUCAGAUUCUCCAGUCACUUAUCCUUGACCACAGGCUAAAAGCCCAGAAAUAACUUGACAGGAAACAGUUUGAGUACUUUGAGGCCAAAUGUGAGAUCAUCAUGCAGAAGAUCAGGUGUGAUUUGCCCCUCCUGUUUACAUCUACUCUACACUGGGCUCCUUCAGAUGCAGUUGACUGUUAAUGAGUGUGAGAAAUUGGUAUUUCAUGCAUCAGCAAUGUUCCGUUUUCGUGUCUCUUUUACAUUUCUUAAAUAUGUCUCUUCACAACAGAGGAGAUAUGUUGGAAAUUCAGCUGGACACCUACACAGCAGACACAAUGUCAGCCUAUAGAAUAACAAGGGGGUACUGCAGCACCUUCAGCAUUCCUACUUCCAGCGGCUAUGUAUACAGACCAACAUACUGAAGGAAGCUAGAAACAGAGUUUAAGACCGCCCAGUUAGAGAAGAAGUCUGGAGUCCAAACUGUAAUCCUUUGAGAUAUUUGGCAAGGAAUUCGAGGCAGUAGCCGGGGAAUAUUCCAGACUGCAUCGGGAGAUUGACACCAAAAAUUGGUCUCUGAAGGACUUCUCUCAGAACACGGUCUAACUGAGUUGGUGUCAGACAGUUCUGCCGCAGAUCUCUGACACCUUUGAUGACAAGCUAACUCCAUAGUUAUAUUAUUGUUUGUUUUUGUAAUAAAAUGCAUGAUUAGCCGGUGUUGUCUUGAAUGUUGUUAAUUCUGAUAAUAAUCACCCUGAUAUGAUACAACAAAUUAUAAAUUCAGACAUUAAGUUAGCUGGCCUAUUUGAAAAACCACGCCUGACACGAAUUUUCCACGGUCAGAAGGGAGAUUUUGCGCCUCUAGCGGGAAGAUAGUUUCUUCCAUCGCCGACUGAUCUCAAAUUGAUGACGUGGUGCGGUUCGUCGACCGGACGAUAAGGAUGGCCGACCAGAGCAGGCAAAUCAAACUCGCCGCAGCCAAGAAAAAGCUGAAGGAGUUUCAGCAGAAGAGUUCUCCUGCCAGUGGAGGAGAAGGAGGACCAGGGGCCAAGAAGACGAGGAAGGUGAAGGGAGGGAGCCAGCCAGACACACCCUCAGCUGACCGACACUCUCCAGACAAUAUUCAGAGUAUUCUGAAAGGUCUUAGUCAGACCAAUGGAUUAACUCUGCCUGCCUAUGGCAAAAGCCAGACCCACGUCCAUGGGGAGGUGAGGGGGUCCCCAGUUACCCAGCUACUGGAGGACCCAAACGGAGAGGCCGGCCGCGGCUCUCCUGUGUCUAACCCUGCUAGCUCUGCUACUAACACUGAGUGUGCCAGCCAAUCCAACAACACUGACCUGCAACAGAACUGCCCCCAUGACGGUAAUGAAAACCAUGCGGAUGAGAAUAGACCCCUGUCGUCCACAGAGAGCCUGCGACAGCUCUCACAGCAGCUCAACGGUCUUCUCUCUGGGUCAUCCACCACCUAUAUAAAUGGAGACAGUGCUCCCUCGCCAGCCAAUGAAAAAGAACUGGAGAGUCGAAACCAGGAGCUGGCAGCCGCACUGGACUCCAGCAACCUAACAAACAGUCAGCUCAAUACCAAGCUAGACCAGCUGACCGAGCACUCUCAGGCGCUCACAGAUCAGCUGCAAAAGGAGCGAAGAGAGUUUGAACAGAAGUGUGUGAAGGAGCAAGGAGCAAUGCGGGAACAGCUACAGGUCCACAUUCAGACCAUCGGCAUCCUGGUGUCAGAGAAAUCAGAGCUGCAGACCGCUCUGUCGUACACACAGCAGGCUGCCCGCCAGAAAACAGGGGAGGCUGAGGAGCUGAGUAACCGUCUCCAGGCCACCAAACAGAGAGUCUCUGAGCUGGAGAGAACCCUGUCCUCGGUCUCUACACAACAGAAACAGUUUGACAAGCAUAACAAAGAGCUCGAGAAAGAGAGAGACGACCUGAGGCUAGAGGUGUACAGACUGAAUAGUGUGAGUGAGGAGGGGAGGCAGCAGAGUUCAGAGCUGUCAGAGCAGCUCAAGCUGAGGGUGAGUGAGAACAACGCUAUGAGACUGGACCUGGAUGAACUGCGUAAGAGACUGGAGAUGACUGACGACAUGCUGCAACAGUUUUCCAGUCAGUCUGGGCCUCCCAGUGCCAACCAGCAGAUGCACUUACUACUGGAGGAGAAACUACAGAUUGAGGCACACACUGCUCAGUUAAUGGAGUCGGUUGCCCAGCUGCAGACCGAGAGAGACCGCUACGCUGUGCAGAUCCAGGAGGAGGGACAAGUAUGGAAGGACAAGACAGAGCAGCUGCUCUCUCAGGUGACACUAGUAGCAGAGGAGAGGGACAGGAGCAUCAGUCAGAUCCAGGAGCUUGAAGCCCAUAUCACAGAUCUGAAGCACACUGCAGCCCUUUUGUCUCAGGAGGGAGAGGCCCAGGCAGAGCCCCAGCCCUCAGGGCCCUCAGAGAGUGAAUUGGCCCUCCAGGAGGCCCUCGGCUGCCUGCAGCAGGAGAGAGACUCGCUCAACUCACAGUUCCAAGCCCAGCUGCGUGAUAACGAGCAGCUGAGUCGCAUGUGCUCUGAGCAGGAGUCCCGUCUCUCGGAGCUGGAGCGCCAUGCGGAGCGCGGGGCUGAGGAUGCAGAGGACCGCAGGCGCAUGCUGGAGGACGUGCAGAGUGACAAGGCCACCAUCAGCCGCGCCUUGGCCCAGAACCGCACCCUUAAAGACCAACUGGCUGAGCUGCAGAACGGCUUUGUCAAACUGACCAAUGAGAACAUGGAGCUGACCACUGCUCUGCAGUCAGAGCAUCACGUGAAGAAGGAGCUGGGACGCAGGAUGGGACAACUACAGGAGGACCUGCACAAUGUCAAGGAGCAGUUGGAUUUGAAGUCGCAGGAGUACCAGGCACUGCUGGAGCAGCGGGACCAGGUAGUGGCCCACCUACAGCAGUACUCUGCAGGCUAUACAGCCCUGGUGUCAGAGCGGGAGCAGCUCCACAGACAGUACCUGCAGCAGAGCCAGCUGAUGGACCGGCUGCAGCAUGACGAGACCCAGGGAAGGGUUCAGUUGGAGAUGAGCCACAAACAGCUGGAGCAAAACCAGGAGAGGCUGGAGCAGUUGUCCAGAGAUAACGAGCAGUUGAAGGCUGAAGUCACAGAGCUGCUCAACAGCUCAGCCCUUUCCACACUCCCCAGAAACCGGGGAGACGGAGUGGAGAGCCAAUCCCAGCAAGAGAGCCCACAGAAGUCCUCGAUCGCUAUCCCAGAAGACUUUGAGAGCCGCGAGGAGAUGGAGGAGUUUGUGCGCGGUGCGGUGGCGCGUGUGGAGGCAGAGCGAGAUGAGGUGAGGAGCAGACUGGAGGAGGAGAGGAGACUGCACUUCGCUGCCAGACACCAGGCUGCAGCACUCAGCAUGGAGCGCCACAGUCAUGACCACGACCACGGUCAGUGUCACGGUCACAACCAUGAUGACCACAGUCACCUUGAACACACAGUCUCAGGUUCAGAGGGUGUACCAGUGGAGGUACAUGAGGCCUUGUAUGUUGCCAUGGAGAGGCUGCAGCAGCGCUUCACCUCUCUGAUGCAGGAGAAGGCUGACCUGAAGGAGAGGGUAGAGGAGCUGGAACACCGCUGUAUACAGCUGUCUGGAGAGACUGAUACUAUUGGAGAGUACAUCACCCUUUACCAGAACCAGAGAGCCAUCAUGAAGCAGAAACACACGGAGAAGGAGCAGUACAUCAGUAUGUUGGCCCAGGACAAAGAGGAGAUGAAGGCCAAACUGUCAGAACUGCAGGACCUGGUGAUGAGGUUGGUGGGCGAGAGGAACGAGUGGUAUAGCCGCUAUACUGGGGCGCUGGCUAGCGCUGCGGCUAACCCUGACCUGCUGCCAGCCGGAGAGGAGCAGGUCCAGGCUCACCACACACACGGACACAUGGAGCUCAACGCUGUGGAUGGACAAGAGUCUGCGGAUGUAAGGUCAGCCGUGAAGCCUGACUCCACCGACCCCCCUCACGGUGGCCCGUCAGACCAGGUCCAGGGGCUCCCCUCAGACUCCCAGGCUCUGAUGAGGCCCCAAGAGGACGGCACGACCAGGCAGAUCAUGCAGCUGCUCCAGGAGAUCCAAAACCCCCAGGGGCCCCGCUCCGUGCCCUUCCUGGGGGACAACCCCUGUGUCCCGUUCUUUUACCGGCCCGACGAGCAGGACGAAGUCAAGAUCCUGGUGGUCUGAUGAUGAUGAGACUGUGGAGCUACGUUGGAGGAUCUCUGAACAGACAUACCAUUCCACCACGUCACACUCCACUUAGGUCAUCUAGGAUUUACACGUACACACAGUUCUGGGUAUACGGUCUCUCACACACAUGCACACUCACUCUCUCUUCUUUCUGGGAGAGGUUGUUUCCUCUCCUUCUCACUUUUCCUUUUGAGUCCUUGGCUGGUCUCGCAUGCUGUUUUUUUUUAAGUCACAGAGUGACUUAAGGAUGUGAACUCCUUGUGUAAGUGUGUGUGGCGGCUUGCCUCUCCUCGUCCACCUCUUCAUCCUCCUCCUUUGCAACCUCCUUACUUGCAGUGUGAAUGUUUGUCUGCUCUGUCUCCUUUAAUUGGUAUUUAAUACCAUUCGAUGAUUGGGAAGUAUUCCACCGGAUGCUAUUGAGAUUCUUCCUGUGAUUCUCUUGAUGGAGAGAUGUUUAUUCCUGCACAUUGAUCCCUCUGUUCACUAGCCUCCGUCUCUCUCCCCUUCUCUGCCAUUUGAACCAUAGGCACAAUAAAGUAUCUCUGUCGCCUCUCCCUCAGUCAUUGUCUAUUAUAGGAGAAAUGUAAGGCUUUGAGUGAGACGUUAGCGGCAACAAUGGAAUACAUGGAACGGUAUCAAACACAUGGAAACCACAUGUUUGACUCAUUCCAUUGAUUCAAUUUCAGCUCUUACAAUGAGCAUGUCCUCCUAUAGCUCCUCCCACCAGUCUCCACUGGUACCUUUAUGUUAAGGCACUAACUGGAUCCCCAUUCACAAUGUGUCUGACUCUGGAGCAGAACUGGGCCAGUCUGUCUGUGUGUUUGGUAGGAGAAACAGACAUGGCUUGGUUUAGUGUCUGACACUGGAGCAGAACUGGGCUAGUCUGUCUGUGUGUUUGGUAGGAGAGACAGACAUGGCUUGGUUUAGUGUCUGACACUGGAGCAGAACUGGGCUAGUCUGUCUGUGUGUUUGGUAGGAGAGACAGACAUGGCUUGGUUUAGUGUCUGACUCUGGAGCAGAACUGGGCUAGUCUGUCUGUGUGUUUGGUAGGAGAGACAGACAUGGCUUGGUUUUGUCUCUGACUCUGGAGCAGAACUGGACUAGUCUGUCUGUGUGUUUGGUAGGAGAGACAGACAUGGCUUGGUUUUGUCUCUGACUCUGGAGCAGAACUGGGCUAGUCUCUGUGUGUUUGGUAGGAGAGACAGACAUGGCUUGGUUUUGUCUCUGACUCUGGAGCAGAACUGGACUAGUCUGUCUGUGUGUUUGGUAGGAGAGACAGACAUGGCUUGGUUUUGUCUCUGACUCUGGAGCAGAACUGGGCUAGUCUGUCUGUGUGUUUGGUAGGAGAGACAGACAUGGCUUGGUUUUGUCUCUGACUCUGGAGCAGAACUGGGCUAGUCUCUGUGUGUUUGGUAGGAGAGACCGACAUGGCUUGGUUUUGGCGCGUGGGCUGUCUCAAUUAAUCUCCUCGUCGCCUCUCCUCCAUGACCACUGAUCGGCGACAAGACUGACUCACUCAGACAAGUGGUCAUGAAUGGAGGAGAACCGUAUCGAGGCACAGCCCUUGGUAGCUGUUGGUAUGUUCUAUGGCAGUGGAGUGAGUGUGUUGUCUGAGUAGGACAGGAUGGCAGGUGGGGUAGAGGAGGGCAGGACGAGUUGGGUACAGUACAUGAAGGAGGUGAGAGGCCAGGCUCGAGGCUUGGCCUACCUGGGGCAGAAGUCAGUCAGGAAAGCAUUGGUAAAGACACUAGCAUUUGGAGUGAUGGGAGCAGUUUGCACUUUUCACUUCUCAGUAGGAUACGCCAUAGGACGUCAGGAAAGGGAGGAACUAGCAUGUAGACACAUGGCUGCUCACCCCCACAACUACCUUGUCUAUCCAUCCUCUUAUGUGGAAACACUGAAAUUUGAACAUAUGUAUGUACACUAGAGCUUUAUCUUAUUUAUGCACACGAGCCAGUCGACUGAUUUGUAAUUCCUCAAGUUUUCUCUGCGGUUGUUUAUUUGAGGCCCCAUUUCAUAGCACCAGUUGAUCAUCUCUUGUUUAUCAAUCUUUCAAUUAUGCUGUGCUUGUUGCCCCUCAACAUAUCUCAUUUAUAAUUUAAGUUGCUCUCUUUGAGACUGGAUGAAGAUUGUGAGUCUGUUUGAUAAAUGAUUCAACCUCAAUUGUAUCCUCAUGAUUUGAAUGGUAGUUGUCUCUUCUCUCUAAAGUUACAUGGGCUUUUGCUGUAGGUUAUUGCACUAAAAUUGUACAGAGCUUCUAAUCAAACCGUGUCCCAUCUCACUUACUUUUGGAAAGUAGCUUUUCUAUGGCAGAUCCAUUCUGACAUUUUGGUUUCUAUACUUGGGAGCCCUAUGAUGUCAUCAUGUGCACUUUGGCACAUCGGGGCUCAGGGUUCCACGAAUGAAGACAGAGUGUGUGUUGAAGUGACCGAAAUAUUGUGUGUGGCGCAUGUGCACAGUGUGCACUAGGAGGAUGUGUAGGCAUGUACAAAUGAAUAGAGGGUUGUAAUGAUUCCAGUAACACACUGCAUGGGCAACGGGGGUAAGCUCUGCUGUUUGUUUGACAGGUGCAGGAAGGUCCUCUGUUUUUAGAUAACCUUACAAUGAUGACCCAAGUAAAGAUAAAAUUGCCAUAGGCACAUCUCUGCCACCCCACAGUUUUUGGGGAAAUGUGUGUACUCCCAAAAUAUUUAGGAUAUUUUUGAAUUUUUAUGCUUCCAGUGUAUCUCUGACUGCCAAUAUCCACAUUUGAUUUUCAUUCAAGAAUGGACUUUUUGUAGUAGGACUUGACAUGAUUUCUGUUGAAAGUGAUCCCAUCUGAAUAUUUAAAUUCCUGGCUUUCUUAGCAUUCUCUUUUCCUUUUAGAGUUGUUUUGGGAGUGGUAAAACCAAGAGAAUAUUUUAUAGUCAUUUACAACUAUUGUUUUGAAGGUGGUGACGAGAGAGUAAAGGUAACAGGUGAAAUAGUUUUUCCACGCUUUCUAAUUCAAACUGUUCUUUUGAAUGAAUGUGUGGGAUUGAGCACAUGAUGAUUAAGAGACAGAGGUGAACUCCUGUUUUAAAGGGACUGUAUAUACUGUAACUGUGUAACAUAUUGUAUAUUCAUUCUGCCUGGUGUGUGGGAAUAAGUGUAAUGGCUGUUUGUAGUGUUGCUAGCAGCCCAGAGGGCUUGUCUGUGUGUCUGUCUGAUCCAUUGUUGGCUUCAGGACACACACGGACAGCUGAAGUGAAGGGGUGGGGGUACCGUCUGUGAUUUAAUACAAAGGUUUAAAAAAAUCUAUUUAUUUGUAAUAAGUAUCGAAACUAAUCCGUUUUAAUGCAAUGUAGGAUCGUUGUGAGAGAACAAAAUGGCUUCCGGCAGUAUAUUUCUGAUGUGAUUUCUCCUGAUUAAAAGUGAUUGAGCAAAGCA
Oncorhynchus masou masou (cherry salmon) is the source of this 9196-nucleotide messenger RNA. RefSeq names its product golgin subfamily A member 2-like. Gene Ontology annotation, molecular function: protein binding. The transcript has 33 exons. NCBI's taxonomy places the organism in Eukaryota, Metazoa, Chordata, Actinopteri, Salmoniformes, Salmonidae. Bases 2519 to 5785 code for a protein of 1088 amino acids. Gene Ontology annotation, biological process: Golgi organization. The record is from RefSeq and is a predicted model, not a curated record. Gene Ontology annotation, cellular component: Golgi apparatus; Golgi cis cisterna; cis-Golgi network.